UUGGUUACUUGGUUAGAGUGGAGGGGAAGCAGUAGCACUGACGAACAGGGUCAGGUCAGGGGAAGUGGGGGAGAACGAGAAAGAGAGACUGGGAGCAUGCCGAAGAGGACAACCCAUACGUACUCGAGUGAAGAUGCAGCCCCCGAUGGCCUUCAGUCCGACCUCUUCGUCUACUAUUGCAAACACUGCGGCUGUCAUGUCCUCAUAACAGAUACUCAGUUGCAGAAAAUGCCAAAAAGGAAAACCGAUAAAGCACAUGUGCUAGACAAGAAGAAGCAUCUCGCGAGGUUGAAUACCAAUGAAGCAGGAAAAGUUCUUCUAAAACGUGGCGAAGGGAAAUUGGAAAAACAAUUCCGUAUGAGCUGUAUGGGUUGUGGACUUUUUGUUUGUUACCGUGCAGAAGAAGAUUUGGAAACUGCUCCUUUUAUUUACAUUGUUGAUGGUUCACUUAGCUCAGUUGCAGCAGAAACCAAUCCUCAGGAUGCUCCUGUGCCACCCUGCAUAUCGCAAUUAGAAGGUGGCCUUGUUCAAGUGGCAAUAGAAGUGGAGGACCGUGCACAACGUUCUGCUGUCACAAGAGUAAAUGCUGAUGAUGUUCGAGUGACUGUAGCUGCACCUGCUGCCCGGGGGGAAGCCAACAAUGAGCUGUUGGAGUUUAUGGGCAAAGUUUUGGGUCUAAGGCUGAGCCAGAUGACUCUUCAAAGGGGGUGGAAUAAUAAAUCAAAGCUCCUUGUGGUUGAGGAUUUGUCUGCCAGAGAGGUUUAUGAGAAGCUUCUGGAGGCUGUACAACCUUGAAGUUCAUUGCAGCUAGCUCUGUACCUCAACAGAUUUUUGCUCAGGUAUGCAGUUCCAAGCGUUUUUAUUACAAUCUUGUGCCUGGUUAUUGUGUUCAAUGAGAAUUGGAACUCUGAAGAAACACUUGUGAUUUAUUUACCUAUUUGUAACUUUUCAUGAAACAAAUUGGCUGUUACUAUAGAUUUGAGUUGUCAAAUGACUUCCAUUGAAGGCA
This is a messenger RNA of Nelumbo nucifera (sacred lotus), 1009 nucleotides long. Its product is annotated as UPF0235 protein At5g63440-like. NCBI's taxonomy places the organism in Eukaryota, Viridiplantae, Streptophyta, Magnoliopsida, Proteales, Nelumbonaceae. The record is from RefSeq and is a predicted model, not a curated record.